Messenger RNA from Arthroderma uncinatum, 633 nucleotides. RefSeq lists its product as uncharacterized. NCBI's taxonomy places the organism in Eukaryota, Fungi, Ascomycota, Eurotiomycetes, Onygenales, Arthrodermataceae. Bases 1 to 633 code for a protein of 210 amino acids. The transcript has 3 exons. The record is from RefSeq and is a predicted model, not a curated record.
AUGAUCGCGAACCAGCUCCUGAUCGUCCUCGCCUUUGGCAUGAGUCUCGUCUCUGCCCAUUUCCGCGUCGAAUACCCUUACUGGCGAGGAGACUCCUUCAAAACCCAGUACACCAGACCAUGCGGCGGCGUUAAUGUCACCCAUAACCGCACCCAGUGGCCCGUCGACGGCGGCUCUAUCCUCUUCAAGCCCUCUCACCACUGGGCUCUGACAUACGUCAACCUCGGCCUAGGAGACGACGACUCCAUCAUCUUCAACACCACGCUCGUCCAUGGCUUCAACCAGACUGGCAACGGCACGUUCUGCUUCCCUAAGAUCUCCAUCCCAACCAACCUAGGUAUCCAGGACGGCACGAACGCAAGUCUGCAACUUGUGCAGGUAUCUGACGGCGGCUCUUCUUUGUACAACUGUAUGGACAUCACCUUCUCCAAGUCGCCCAGCAAUCUCCUUGCUCAAAACAUGUGUGUCAACUCCACUGGUGUUGGCGGCGUGGCCAUCAGCUCUACUCCUACCUCAGGAGGAGGCUCCCCGUCCGCCUCGCCGUCCCAUGCUGGUGCUGUCUCCAACGCUGGAGCUAUGGGUAUGGGGGCUGUGGGUUUGUUUGCCAUGGUCAUUGCUAGCUUGCUUGCUUAG